Gryllus bimaculatus (two-spotted cricket) is the source of this 4567-nucleotide messenger RNA. The record is from the annotation of a GenBank genome assembly. NCBI's taxonomy places the organism in Eukaryota, Metazoa, Arthropoda, Insecta, Orthoptera, Gryllidae.
GUCGUUUAAAUUUUCUACCACGUGAGAGCGCUGAUUGCGACAUCGCGCUGCACUGCCAUCUACGUUAUUUUAAAGAUGGUGGCUAGUCGUUAUGAGUUAUAGUAAUUUUACUAAAUGUACGGCUACGUAUGUAUAUAAUUUAAUAUAUAUUAUUGCUGAAGAGUAUUGAAUUUGUAGGUAACUUUGUGUAAGGAGAUGAUAAUCCAGGAGCCAGUGCAGGCUGCUAUAUGGCAUUGCUUGAAUCAUUAUGACUUCUCUGAUGCCAUUUUUCUGGCGGAAAGGUUAUGUGCCGAAGUGGAGUCUGAUGAAACAUUGUUCCUGUUAGCAACAUGCUAUUACCGGUCUGGGAAGACCUGGCAAGCUUAUUGUGUUCUGCGAAAAAAGGGUUCCAACUCACCUCAGUGCCGUUAUCUUAUGGCAAAAUGUUGUCUAGAAUUACAAAGGUUAGCAGAAGCAGAAAAUGUACUUUUGGGAGCAGAUCCAGUUAAAUCUAGAGGUUUAGAUGACCUAGUAUCAGAGUUCGGUGAUCAGGCAUGUUUUGCACUUCAGAUUCUAGCUCGCAUUUGUAUGCAAACAGAGCGAGGUCCAAAGGCGUCAGAAGCCCUUCGCAGAGCUCUGAAACUUAAUCCUUUUUUGUGGCAUGCUUUCGAGGAUUUGUGUAAUCGUGGCGAGAAGCCAGAUCCUCUACGGACGUUCCAAGUGUCAAAUCUUGAAAAUUUCUCUAAUUGUCAUGGCAGUAAUCCCGUAGUGAAUUUUAUUAAUAGUUGUGAUCAACCUAGUUCAUGUACAACUUCUACAACUACAUCUCUUAGUGAGCCUGCAUUUACCAUUAGCAGUACACCUAUACAGACUGUGGGUUGUGUAAGUGCAGCAAUUCCCAAUGCUCCAAAUAUGAAAUUCUUCACACCUGAUGAGAGUCCUUUGGCAAGGCCAUUGUGUGGAGCUGGUCUUUCGGGUAUUUCCGUUCUUGCUCCUACAAGAAUCAAGCCUCGUUUUCGAAAUAUGUUUGGUGGAGGUGGUUGUAUUACUCCAAUUAAUCCAAGUUUUGGUUUUCUACCGAUGGACACCCCAAAUUCAGGAGAUCCAACGCCAGUAGCUUUUUUGUCACCUACUCUCACUGAAUCCAAUGAUCAGCAGAAGAGCCUGGCUAAGAGGGUGAGCAACCUUCGUGCACAAGUGGGGUCAAGUAACACUAGUAAUACAUCAAAUAUAGUACCUUCUCAGAGCCCUACUACGCCUGCAGCUCCUUUGCAGCCAGGUCAGAACGUAAGACGAAGUUCACGUCUGUUCAGUAAUAGUUAUAAUGUAAAGGAAAAUAAUAAAAGUCCAAAUCGUAGUAAAUUUGCAACUCCUAAGUCUCCAUCUCGAAAAACAAAAUCACGAAUUGCAAAAACAAAUCUCAACAAAGCCAGUUUUACAGAUUUAAAUGAAAGAAAUCGAAACGAAAAGGAGAAAUCUGAAACAAUAACUUCUGCAGAUAGUAAGAUUAUAGGCAGUGGCAUGGUUAGUGUAAAUGGGGGUACUGCGUCUCAAAAUACUGUAGUGCAGGUUCUGCAACUGCAAAAGCAAUCUGCUGAAGGAUUGAUGUCAUUAUUGAGAGAUCUUGGAACUGCAUACCUCCAUUUAGCUCAAUUCAACUGUCGAAAAGCAGUUGAAUGUUUUAAUAACUUGCCACUACAACAUUAUAAUACUGGAUGGGUGCUGGCAUUAAUGGGCAGAGCACAUUAUGAGCUUAAUGAGUAUCAGCUAGCUGUAAAAUACUUUAAUGAAGUUAGAGAAAGAGAACCUCAUCGUAUGCAGUUAAUGGAACUUUACAGUACUUCAUUGUGGCAUCUGCAACGGGAAGUGGCACUAUCAGCAUUGGCUCAGGACCUUGUCUCACAAGAUCGAAAUUCUCCUGCAGCUUGGUGUGCAACAGGCAAUUGUUUUAGUCUUCAGAAAGAGCACGAUAGUGCUAUAAAGUUCUUCCAACGAGCUGUUCAGGUAGAUCCUUCCUUUGUUUAUGCAUACACGUUACUGGGACAUGAAUAUGUUACUACUGAAGAGUUAGACAAAGCUCUUAGUUGCUUUAGAAGUGCGAUAAGAAUUGAUUCUAGGCACUACAAUGCUUGGUAUGGCAUUGGAACAAUUUACUCCAAACAAGAGAGAUAUCUGUUGGCAGAGUUGCAUUUUAAGAAAUCAUUGUCAAUCAAUCCCCAGAGUGCUGUGCUAAUGUGCCACAUCGGUGUGGUUCAACAUGCACUUCAAAAAACUGAGAAAGCGUUGCAAACAUUAAAUGCUGCAAUUGCUACGGAUCCUAAAAAUGCACUCUGCAAAUUUCAUCGUGCUUCCAUUUAUUUCGCAGCUGGACGGCAUAAUGAUGCAUUGAAGGAGUUGGAAGAAUUAAAGGAAAUAGUACCCAAAGAGUCUCUAGUCUAUUAUCUUACUGGCAAAGUACAUAAAAAGUUAGGAAAUACACAUUUAGCAUUAAUGCACUUUAGUUGGGCCACAGACUUGGAUCCAAAAGGAGCCAACAGCCAAAUAAAAGAGGCUAUCGAUCCUGCUAUGAGUCGUAAUUUAGGAGAGGAAGAUCCAUCAGCAGCACAUCCAGGUGAAGAUUUUCCUAGUGAAGGCUGUUCAUCUCAUGUUCAUGAAUCCUCAUCGCAGGAAGGAGCUGAAUUUGUUACUCUUCAUGCUACAGACAGUGAUGAAAGUCUAUAGCUGCCUUUAGGGAAGAUGCAAUGCAAAACUUAUUGACAGGAAUUGAAAUACAUGUACAUACACUUCUGUUCCUUACAUUUAAAUUCUGUGCGUAGUGUUCAGGAGUCAACAUUAAAUGUUAGUGCAUUAUUUCACGUCCCAUCCUCCUGUAAAUAUGUUUUUAUUGCCCUUCGUUCUAUGUAACAGAAGCUUAAAAUUCAUUGUCUCUCCCAUCCAUUAAAAGGAUGUAGUGAUGUAUUACAUUUGAUGCGAGAUUUGCAUUGGGUAUCAUAUGAAACUUGUGAUUUUAUUUUUUUGCUGAUGGAUCAUUUCCAUUUAUAAUAUAUAUAUAUAUAUGUGUGUGUGAUUUAAGAGCGCAACGAAGGGACAUGCUCAGAGGCAGUAUUAACUGAUUUGUAAGUACCAAUUCUACAUGGCUAUGUUGUAAUUUGGUGGUAGUGAAAAAUGUGCUCUAUUUUGGAAACCUCAAAUUCUACAGUAUAUUAUUUUCUCGAAGAAUUUUGUUUUAUAUUUGAAUAUUCCUGUCGUUCAAUUACUACAGAAGUUUCAUCAGGUAUUAUUGUUUCAUUCUAUCAAUUUUGUAAAUGCCAUUGACCGUUCAGCUUGGACAAAGAACACAAAUGAGAGUCAAUCAGGUGUGUGUUUUGUAAAUACAAAGUGUGAAUAUAUGGAGUCCCAGAUGUGAUGUUAUUCUGUGCAUGCUUUGUACAUACAUUGCUUUUGCAAGUUGGUGCUAUUUCAUGAGAGUUCUACAUGAUUUUGUUUAAGAUAUUCUAGAAAGUAGUUGCAUGUUACAAAAUCACUCGCAUUGUGUGUAAUUGUUUGUAUGAAAAUGGACAAUAUUAUUGUUCUUUUUUUGGCGUUAUUAAAGAUAGAACCCAUUUUCAGCAGCUUUGUGGCAUGCCUGAGAAAUAUGCCAAUUUUAUUUCUUAACAUCAUUAUUGAAUUAACCCAACCAGAUUCGAUAUCAUGACACAAUGUUCUUAUGAUAUUAUUUUGUGAAAAAUCUUUUAUUAUUAUAGUAGACUUCCUAACUUACUUUUGGCAAUAAAGAAAAUUAUCUGAAUACUGUUUUGCGAGAUAUUGAUUUUGAGAUGCUACAUCAUGUCGAAAUAUGUCUGUUAUGCUAUAUUUGACUUUCAUUUUUGUUCGCAGCUGAAUAUUAAAGUUUUAUUUUAAAGAAUUAACAUGUGGCAUUCAUCAAAUCAGUUACUGCAACCUGUUUUGUUGGUAUAUAUUCAAAUAGUUUAAUUAUGUUGCUGUGAGAAUACCUGAUAUUUGUGAUUAAUUACAUUUUCUUAUCUAAGUUACAACAAUGUAAUAAUCUAUUUUUGGAGGUAUUUUUUAUUUACUUUCUCUUUAAAUAUUUUGUGUUUAGGGAACUUAGGAAUAUUUUCACCACACGAAUGAAAGUUUUCAAAAUGUUUUUGUUAAGUUAUUUCUAUUUAUUAAGUGAAAUGUCAUUAUUUGUGUGCUUGGGCUCUCCAUUAUGUUGAAAACAAAACUUGGCCACUUGCAAAAUCUAUUUCCUGUAGGAAGCCAUGUAUGGUAUUUUGUCUGUGGUGUAUUGGUUGAAUAUAUUGAUUUGUUUAUACAUGUAAAAAAUACAUAUAUCGGUGUACAUAAUAUGCAUGCAUGAGUGAGACGGGGUUCUUUCCCUACGUGAUGUUCAAUCGGGCAGUUGAUGUAUAUAUUCGUGAAAUGUGCGUUUACUUAUAUUCACUAGCUUUUAUCUGUGGCUAGAACUACAAUAUGUGUAUUUAGCUCGUAAAAAUCAUCAAAAUAUUGUAAAAAGAAAUACCUCCUUAUGUAUUAAAAAAUUUAAAAUUUAAAGGUGUUUUAUUUCUGGUUACAUGAAUGUUUUUAU